AUGAGUGGCAAUAAUUUCAAUCAAACUGGUAGUAAACCCCCUGUCAAUAAUUACAAUUUUGAAAACGUUAGAGCAUAAUAACCUGCACCAGGUGGACCAUAACCUUCUCGAGGCAAACCUCUAGGCACAGCUGCCAGACAACCUCAAGCUGAAGCAAGACCUAUGACUUCCAAUAGAGGAGCCAAUUUUGGGUAGAAGAAGGACCCUUUCAAUUCUACUCAAAAUCAAAUUAAUUUGAAUAAACCCAAACUUGAAACUAAUCCUGAAGAAUAGUUCAAAGCAAUCGAAAAAGAAAUCAAUACCUUGAUUGAAUAGAGUGCCAUGGCUAAAUUGAGAGGCAAUCUCUCUGAAUGUCUGGAGAAGGCUAAAGAAGCAUUCAACAAAGAAAAGAAACUAAGACAAUCUAAAGAAGCCUAAAAUUUAGUUGAAUCAAUCAACCCUGACCUAAGUUAUUGUGCAGCCUUAACUUAAGCAUGUGCAUUACAUGCGAAUGGACUCCAUCAAGAUGCUUUAGCAAAAUAUCAAGAAAUCAUCAAAUGUAAAUAGUAUCCACAAGCAGGACGAUUAAGAGUCAAUAUGGGAAACAUUUAUUUUGAAUAGAAAAAAUAUUCUACUGCCAUCAAAAUGUACAAAAUGGCUUUGGAUUUGAUCCCUGCCACCUCCAAGGAAAUGAGAUUCAAAAUACAAAAAAACAUUGGUCAUGCUCAAGUAAGGAUGGGCAAAGAUAAAAUCAAAGAGGCAAUGACCACUUAUGAAUAAAUACUCAAGAAUUCACCUGAUUUCCCAACUGGGUUCAAUCUUCUGAUUUGUUUGACUACUUUGUUACUCUCCUAACCAUCGAAAUACCAGGAGAGGGUGAAGAAGAGAAUAAUGAAAAACAAGGGAACUACUAUUACAGAUAAAUUGAGAGAAGAUACUAAAAAAAGAAGAAAAAAAGCCAUUUAUUAUAUUGCCACUUCAGCAAAACUGAUUGCUCCAUUGAUUGAAGAUGACAUUAUUAUAGGAUAUGAAUGGAUCUUAGAAUAACUCAAGAAUUCUACAUUCCCUGAAGCUGAAACUGAAAUCGAAAUAUGCAAGGCUAUGGCCUAUUUAAAAAAAAAGAAUAUUGAGAAAUCUAUAGAAACACUCAAGGGAUUCGAAAAAAAGGACAAGCAAAUCAUGGCUCGUAUUGCUACAAACAUCUCCUUCUUGUAUUUCUUAGAAAAUGAUUAUAAACAAGCUGAAAAAUAUGCUGAAAUUGCCAUUACAUAUGAUCGAUAUAAUGCUAAGGCCUUAGUUAACAGAGGAAAUUGUUUAUAUGUGAAAAAUGAAUUCUUGAGAGCCAAAGAAUAAUAUCUAGAAGCUAUAGGUGUUGAAGCAGAUUGUAUAGAAGCACUCUACAAUUUGGCCUAUGUAAAUAGAAAAUUGAAUAUGUUUAUCGAAUCCUUGUAGGCAUUAGAUAAAUUAUAAACUAUUGUCUGUAUCCCUGAGGUUUUGUAUUAAAUGGCCACACUCUAUGAAAUGACAGGAAACUCAAAAUAAGCAAUGAAAUGGUAUCUAGAAUUGUUGAACAAAGUACCAAAUGAUCCAAAUAUUCUAGCCAGAUUAGGUUCACUAUUUGCAAGGGAAGAUGAUGAACCUCAAGCAUUACAUUAUUUUUAAGAAUCAUAUAGAAUAUUACCGACAAACAUAGAUACAAUAUCAUGGUUGGGAGUGUAUUAUGUGAAAUAGGAAAUGUAUGAAAAGGCAAGCUUAUAUUUUGAGAGAGCAGCACAAGUGUAAACAAGAGAUGUGAAAUGGAAAUUAAUGGUUGCUAGUUGUUAUAGAAGAAUGGGACAUUUCCAAAAGGCAUUAGGAAACUAUUAGAAAAUCUAUUCUGAUUACCCCGAUAACAUUGAAUGUCUCCGAUUCUUGGUGCAAUUGUGUAGAGAAAUGGGAUUGCCUUAUGAUGAAUAUGCAGGGUAAUUAAGAAAAUUGGAAAGAGAAAUGGAGAUGAUGGAAGGGUAUUAGGGUGGUCAAGACAUAAAUUUAAUAAAUAAUGAAGAAGAAUAGGUUCGAUUACCUUAAGGUGAUGAUAAUCCAGUUAGUUUCACAAAUAACACAAGGAGAGGGAAUAAGCAACCACCUCCUAAGACAAAUGUAAGAUAAAACUUAGAUGACGAACAAUUCUAAGAUGGGGUAGAAGACAACUUUUUACCUUGA
This is a messenger RNA of Paramecium tetraurelia, 2181 nucleotides long. RefSeq lists its product as uncharacterized. Gene Ontology annotation, molecular function: kinesin binding. Lineage: Eukaryota; Ciliophora; Oligohymenophorea; Peniculida; Parameciidae. The record is from RefSeq and is a predicted model, not a curated record. The transcript is spliced from 6 exons. Gene Ontology annotation, cellular component: non-motile cilium; ciliary basal body; ciliary base. Gene Ontology annotation, biological process: non-motile cilium assembly; intraciliary transport.